Messenger RNA from Asparagus officinalis (garden asparagus), 806 nucleotides. Its product is annotated as phosphatidylglycerol/phosphatidylinositol transfer protein-like. Gene Ontology annotation, molecular function: sterol binding. The transcript is spliced from 4 exons. Gene Ontology annotation, biological process: intracellular sterol transport. The record is from RefSeq and is a predicted model, not a curated record. NCBI's taxonomy places the organism in Eukaryota, Viridiplantae, Streptophyta, Magnoliopsida, Asparagales, Asparagaceae. Bases 69 to 554 code for a protein of 161 amino acids.
UAUUUAUCAUAAAUUUUCGGGAAAUCUCUAGUCUUUACCAGUCUCUGAUCUCAAAAAACCAAGAAACAAUGGCGAUCUUUGUGGGCCCCCGCCGCUCUCUCCUCCUCGCUGCGCUCGUCGUCUGUGUCUGCCUUCUUUCCUCUUUGAUCGUUCAGGGGACUGACUUCGAGUAUUGCAAUAAGAAAGCCAAUUAUCCUGUUAAGAUCAGUGGGGUCGAGAUUCAACCUGAUCCAAUUGAAACCGGGAAGCCAGCUAAAUUUAAAAUUUCAGCGACUACCGGGGAUGUCAUAUAUAAGGGGAAAGUUGAGCUUGAUGUGAAGUACUAUUUCUUGCAUGUCCACUCAGAAACUAAGGAUCUUUGCGAGGAGACAAGUUGCCCGAUUACAACUGGUGACUUUGUGCUGUCACAUGAACAGACCUUACCAUCGCUCACUCCUCCCGGUUCAUAUACACUCACAAUGAAGAUAUACGGAGAAGACGGUAAGAAACAGCUAUCAUGCAUUGACCUCUACUUCAGCAUCAGCUGGCUGUCAUCCUCAGUUGCUGAUAUCUGAACAACCAGCGAUGCUGCUUGAAUAUCAUAUAAUGGUUUAGUGUGUAAUAAUAUCAUGUGUAAUAUGUAGUAUGUGCUCGGUGAACCCUGUAGGAUUUGUUUCCAGUGAUGGAAUCAAAGAACUGAACUUAUGUGUCUUUGGCUAGUGAUGAAUAAGGACAUGAGCCUUGUGUUUUGGCAGUUGAUGAUUUAGAAAAGAUGGGUCUAAUGCGCGGAAGUUGCAAUAUUGCAGAGUACUUGUUUGUUUUAUGCA